Fraxinus pennsylvanica is the source of this 3321-nucleotide messenger RNA. The record is from the annotation of a GenBank genome assembly. Lineage: Eukaryota; Viridiplantae; Streptophyta; Magnoliopsida; Lamiales; Oleaceae.
AUGAAUAUAAUUGCUGCGGCACUAUGGACGGCGCUGCUCCUUGCGGCAUAUCAGUUCCCCUUGGGACUUGCUUUCCCAUCCACGGUCCCCGCCAUGCUAUGGUCGCCUCAUCUAGAUCCAUUAUCUGGCAGAAUGAAAGAAGUCGUUGAUUACAGAAUCCUAUCUCCAGGAGACCUAGCCAACUCUGUGAUGACUGAAGGGGGAUGGUCGGACUUCCUGUGCAUGAGAGAGGAAGCUCUGCCAGCUCUGGAUCUUGCACUUAUUUUUGUAGGAAAACAGUUGCAGUCUCUGGAUAUAUCUGGAUCCAAAACUUCAGACCCAGCACUAGUGGACCUGCUCAAGGCUUCUUUUUCAAAUUCCAGCUUCUCUGUGGCCUUCCCCUAUGUAUCUCCACCAGAGAAGAAAGUGGCAAUGGAAAGCUCUUUGAUUUCAGAAUUUGCAGAUGCUUGCCAUCAUAAUUUACGGCUCAGUAAUAUUGCUUUUCUGGAGUCAUGUUCUGUAGGGGGUGAAAAUUUUGACAAAAUUGCAGAUGUUCAUUCAGUACAUGACUACCUGCUAUCUACAAUGGAUAAGAAAUCUGAUAGGGGAACAAAUCUGAUUGUGAUUUGCCAUGGAGGUUCCCAUUCUAUGCUAGAUUCUGAUCAGCCUUAUUCUGAGGGCCAAAUUCUCUCUGAACUUCUCAAUUCUGUGGAGCAGAUAGGUGCAAAAUACACAGCUCUAUAUGUCUCUGAUCCAUUUAGGUCUAUUCAGUACCCUUCACACCGGGAACUAGAAAGCUUUCUUGCUGAAAGUACUUUUGGAAAUGGAUCAUCAAAUUCAACAGUGUGUGAUGGAGUUUGUCAGAUUAAGUCCUCUCUUCUGGAGGGGAUUCUAGUGGGCAUUGUUUUGCUAAUAAUUCUGAUAUCGGGCCUUUGCUGUAUGAUGGGAAUCGAUACUCCAACAAGUGGAAAUGGGUUUUUUGGGGUGCUGAGAGAAUUUACAAUGGAUCUUGAAACUGGGAACCAUCAGAAUCUUGUUAAGAAAGAAUCUUGGAGAACUGUAUUGACAUUGGCUUAUCAGAGUUUGGGUGUUGUCUACGGGGAUUUGAGUAUAUCUCCAUUGUAUGUGUACAAAAGUACUUUUGCUGAAGAUAUUGAACAUUCAGAGACGAAUGAAGAAAUCUUCGGGGUUCUUUCUUUCGUGUUUUGGACAUUAACUUUAAUUCCUCUUUUGAAGUAUGUGUUCAUUGUGCUUAAGGCCGAUGAUAAUGGUGAAGGAGGAACAUUUGCACUGUAUUCACUUUUAUGUAGACAUGCUAGAGUGAAUUCAUUGCCUAGUUGCCAGUUGGUGGACGAGGAUUUGUCAACUUACAAGAAGGAUAUUAUUAGUCCUGCACCAUCAACUUUUGGGGCAAGGCUAAAAUCUUCUUUGGAAAAGCAUAGAGUGUUGCAAAGAUUUUUGCUUGUGUUGUCUCUGAUUGGUGCUUGUAUGGUGAUUGGUGAUGGUGUAUUAACUCCUGCGCUUUCAGUUUUUUCAGCGGUUUCUGGUGUCGAACUUGCUAUGUCAAGAGAGCAUCACAAAUAUGUAGAAGUCCCGGUUGCUUGUAUCAUACUGAUUGCCUUGUUUGCCCUGCAACAUUAUGGUACCCACAGGAUUGGAUUCUUGUUCGCACCUGUGGUCAUAAUGUGGCUUUUGUGCAUCAGUUUGAUUGGCCUAUAUAAUAUAUUUCACUGGAACCCUCAUGUCUAUCAAGCUCUAUCUCCGUACUAUAUGUACAAAUUUCUAAAGAAAACACAAAGAGGAGGUUGGAUGUCCUUGGGCGGGAUCCUGUUGUGUAUAACAGGUUCAGAAGCAAUGUUUGCUGAUCUAGGACACUUCUCCCAGUUGUCAAUAAAGAUAGCCUUCACAACCAUUGUCUAUCCUUCACUGAUCCUUGCAUAUAUGGGUCAAGCUGCUUAUCUCUCUCGGCACCAUUAUAUUGAAAAUGAUUACCGUAUUGGAUUUUAUGUUUCCGUACCUGAGAAAUUAAGAUGGCCAGUUCUGGUGAUUGCUGUACUUGCUGCAGUGGUAGGAAGCCAGGCGAUCAUUACCGGAACUUUUUCUAUCAUAAAACAGUGUUCUGCAUUGGGAUGCUUUCCAAGAGUUAAAAUAUUGCACACAUCGUCAAAAAUUCAUGGGCAAAUUUACAUCCCUGAAAUCAACUGGAUUUUAAUGCUCUUAUGUCUGGCUGUCACAAUCGGUUUCAGAGACACCAAACGUAUGGGUAAUGCUUCAGGUCUGGCAGUUAUCACUGUAAUGCUAGUCACCACUUGCUUGAUGUCUAUAGUUAUAGUUUUAUGCUGGCACCGGAGUGUCCUCCUCGCAGUUGGUUUCAUCCUAUUCUUUGGAACAAUCGAAGCCCUUUAUUUCACGGCUUCUCUAAUCAAAUUUCUGGAAGGAGCAUGGGUACCCAUCGCCCUGGCAUUUGUUUUCAUGAUAGUAAUGUGUAUCUGGCACUACGGGACACUGAAAAAGUACGAGUACGAUGUUCAAAAUAAGGUAUCUGUUGACUGGUUACUUGGCCUCGGUCCGAGUUUGGGCAUUGUUCGGGUUCGUGGCAUUGGCCUUGUACACACGGAACUCGUAUCUGGAAUCCCAGCAAUUUUCUCCCACUUUGUUGCCACUCUUCCGGCCUUCCACCAGGUUCUCAUUUUUCUUUGCGUUAAGUCAGUCCCAAUCCCUCAUGUUAAACACGAAGAACGGUUUCUUGUCGGACAUAUUGGUCCAAAAGAGUAUCAUGUGUACAGAUGCAUUGUUCGAUAUGGUUAUCGUGAUGCUCACAAGGAUGAUUUACAGUUCGAGAAUGAUCUCGUAUGUAGUAUAGCCGAGUACAUUCGGACGGGAAGAAGAGGUUUAAGCGAAGAAAAUGAAGAAUCGACAAAGCAAUGUGAGGGAAUGCUGGUGGUGGGAACUCCUUCAACUCAUCUAGAUGGGAUUCAAGUGUGUGAGGAGGAAGGGCCAAAUCCAGAAGCUGCUGGCACAUCCGAGCAUAGAGAAAUAGAAAAACACUCCCCACCAGUGAUGAAGCCUAGGAAAAGGGUAAGAUUUGUGAUUCCAGAGAGCCCGAAAAUAAACAGAGAUGCUCGUAAAGAGUUGCGUGAACUGAUGGAAGCUCGGGAAGGCGGCAUAGCCUACAUUUUGGGACACACAUAUGUGAAAGCAAAGAAAGGCUCAAAUCUAGUAAAGAAGAUUGUUAUAAAUUUUGGGUAUGAUUUUUUGAGGAGGAACUGUAGGGCACCAACCUAUGCAUUAAGUGUACCUCAUGCCUCAACAUUAGAAGUGGGAAUGGUGUACCAUAUAUGA